Alligator mississippiensis (American alligator) is the source of this 1547-nucleotide messenger RNA. Its product is annotated as probable hydrolase PNKD. The transcript is spliced from 9 exons. The record is from RefSeq and is a predicted model, not a curated record. The coding region runs from base 125 to 1195 and encodes 356 amino acids. Lineage: Eukaryota; Metazoa; Chordata; Crocodylia; Alligatoridae. Gene Ontology annotation, cellular component: mitochondrion. Gene Ontology annotation, molecular function: hydroxyacylglutathione hydrolase activity.
UGGCCGGCGGCCCCCCACGGCGUUCUAAAGGGCUGAUACAUCGCGUUCCCACGGGGCGUGGCCGGCGCGGGAUACAUCGCGUUCCAAAGGGGCGUGGCCGGCGCGGGAUAACCUGGGGGGGGCCAUGGCGGGCCCGGGGCUGCGGGCGUUGCGCGCGCUGUGCGGGGCGGGCGCCGCGUGGCUGCGCUGGGGCCGGGGCCGGUGCGGGGCCGGCGGGCGCCUGGCGGCGCGGGCGCUCAUGGCCCUGGCGGGGCCGCUGCUGUUCCGCCUCGGGUACACCCUCUAUGCCCACACCCGCCUCGGCUACCUCUUCUACAAGCGCCAGGUGCGCAAGGCGCGGGAGCGCUACCCCCACGGCCACUCUGUGCCCCAGCCCGUGGCCUUCCCAGGUGUGAAGAUCCUGCCGGUGCCAGUGCUGGCCAACAACUACAGCUACCUGGUCAUCGACACGGGGUCUCGGUGUGCGGCCGUUGUGGACCCCGCUGACCCUCGCGCCGUGCAGGCUGCCAUCGAGCAGGAGGGAGUGACCCUGGAUGCCAUCCUGUGCACCCACAAGCACUGGGACCACAGCGGGGGCAACGCGGAGCUGUGCCGGCGCCACGGCUCCUGCCGGGUCUAUGGCAGCGCUGCUGACGCCGUGCCCCAGCUCACCCACCCGGUGCUGGACGGGGCACGCAUUGGUGUGGGUGAGCUGUGCUUCACAGCCCGGCACACACCUGGGCACACGGUGGGACACGUGAUCUACGUGCUGGAUGGCAACCCCCCUGCUGCUCCCCCCUGCCUCUUCUCCGGGGACCUGCUCUUCCUCUCCGGCUGUGGGCGCAUCUUUGAGGGCACCCCGGAGACUAUGCUGGCAUCGCUGGACACGGCCGCUGCGCUGGGUGAGGACACGCUGCUGUGGCCCGGCCACGAGUACGCGCUGGAGUGCCUGGGCUUCGCCAGCCUGCUGGACGCUGACAACCCGCACCUGGAGCAGAAGCUGCGCUGGGCCGGGCAGCAGCGCCUGGAGCGCCGCAGCACGUGCCCAUCCACACUGGGAGAGGAGUGCGCCUACAACCCCUUCCUGCGCACGCAGAGCCCCGAGGUGCAGGCGGCGCUGGGGCUGCGGCGCCGCGGGAGCGAGGACAGCACCGCCUUCCGCGCCCGGGUGCUGGGCGAGCUGCGGCGUCGCAAGGACCACUACCGGGCCCCCUAGCGCUGCUGUGGGGGGGGCAGGGGCAACCCCCCCUCCCCCUCCAGGCCUAGCUGCUUCCUGCAAGGACUCUGACCUUUGACCCUGCAGGCUGCCCCUUGGGAGACCCCCCCACAGCUGUGUGUGGGGUCUCCUGGGGGUUCCCCCCCCCAAACCAACCUGGCUGCUACAGGCCCAGCCCCCCUCUGUGCUGCUGGGCUCUGGGGCUCCAUGUGGCAGCUAGGGGGGGUUUGGGCCGGGUGGGGGGGGGGGGGGGGGCUGAUUGGCUCUACUCCGCUCCCCCUGCAGGGCUGCUGGGGGGGUGGAUGGUGCUCAUCCCUGGGGCGUUGCAAUGCUAAUAAACGGACAGGUUUUA